CUCAUAGAAGCACAUGGUCUUUACUCAAAAGGCAGCACAAUUAAAUAUUAUUCCAGUGGGCGACAGAGACAGCAGAUUGUGUAGCUGUUAGUGUUUUCCAACCUUUCAGCAUUUUUUUCUAUUAAUUUCCGUCAGGAGGCGUCUCUCCCUCUGGAUAUCUCGUUGAAUGGGCCAAGACGCGCUGAGUCGAAGCAGCUGUUAUUGGGGUUCCCUGACGCGCUUCUGCCAAACGCACUUGAUCAUAUUUCAGAAAGUCCCUUUUUUAAUUUAGGGGUGGCUGGCUGGCUCUUGAAGAUCAGCUGUUGUCAGACGUGUGGUUGUAUGAUGGUUGAGCUGCUGUAGAGACGCUUCAGCAUCAUGAGCACCCAGAGCAAGAGGAUUCUGAAGUUUAUUCUGACAGCACUUCAGGCUUUGACUGUCAGCUGGCUGAUGUGUGACAAGAUUCACUCUGCAGAAGGAAAUCUUUUGGGUGUGGUUGUUGAACAAGGACCAACAGCAAAGCCAAAACAUUCUGAGACAACAGUGCCUCUUCAGCUUGUUGGACAAAAAUGGAAACCAGUCAGCGAACUCAAAUCCCAGAGUCACCCUGUAUCGCUGAAGCUCUCAGUGGAGGUGGAAGGCGAGCAGCUGGUCCUAGCUCUGGAGAAAAAUGAGGGGCUGUUUGCUGGUAACUAUAUGGAAACCCAUUACCUGGAAGACGGCAGUGCAGUCACAGGCCCUCCCAACUUCACGGCAAACUGCUACUACCAUGGAGAGGUGGAGGGCCACGUGGAGUCAGAUGUCAGCCUCAGUACCUGUGCUGGGAUUAAAGGUUUCAUAUAUCUUGGAGGCAGAUCCUACAUCCUGGAACCAUGUGCUGACUGCUCUGAUGGGAUUCACCGGAUCUACUCAGCAGAACACCUAAAUUUUGUUUCUGGCACCUGUGGUCAUGGUUUUAACAUUUCCCACCCCACCCUACAUACAGACAGCAGUCCAUUCAAGGCAUUCAAAACAAGACUUAAACGGCACCUCCAGUCAACGACCAAAUAUGUGGAGCUCAUCAUUGUUGCUGACAACAGAGAGUUUCAGAAACAAGGCAAAGACAUAGAGAAGGUCAAACAGCGACUGGCUGAGAUCGCCAAUUAUGUCGACAAGUUCUACAGAGCUUUGAAUAUCCGAGUGGCACUGGUUGGCCUCGAGGUAUGGAGCGACGUAGACAAGUGUCCCAUUACACAGGAUCCCUUCACUACCUUACAUGAAUUUCUGGACUGGAGGAAAGUCAAAUUACUGCCUCAGAAGCCUCAUGACAACGCCCAGCUAAUCAGUGGAGUGUAUUUCCAGGGCACUACUAUUGGGAUGGCACCCAUCAUGAGCAUGUGCACGGCAGAGCAGUCAGGAGGAAUUGUUAUGGAUCAUUCGGACAAUCCUCUGGGAGCUGCAGUCACUCUGGCUCAUGAACUUGGACACAACUUUGGAAUGAACCACGACACACCUGAAAGGGGAUGUGGUUGCAGAGUGACAGUGGAUCGUGGUGGCUGCAUUAUGACUCCAUCCACUGGGUAUCCAUUCCCAACCGUGUUCAGCAGCUGCAGCAAGAAGGACCUGAUGGCGAGUUUUGAGAAGGGAGUUGGGAUGUGCCUGUUUAACAUGCCAGAGCUCAAAGUGCUCUAUGGCGGGCAGAAAUGCGGCAACGGCUACGUGGAGGAAGGAGAGGAGUGUGACUGCGGAGAAGUGGAGGAAUGUAAUAAUCCCUGCUGCAAUGCUACUACCUGCACUCUGAAAGGUGAUGCUGUCUGUGCACAUGGACACUGCUGCCAGGACUGCCAGCUGAAGCCAGCAGGAACUCCAUGCCGUGAACCCAGUAACUCCUGUGAUCUGCCUGAGUUCUGCACAGGCAGCAGCCCUCACUGCCCUGCCAACGUCUACUUGCACGACGGCCACUCCUGCCACAACGUUGAUGGCUGCUGUUACAAUGGCAUUUGCCAGACCCAUGAGCAGCAGUGUAUCACACUGUGGGGCCAAGGAGCCAAGCCAGCUCCAGGGAUCUGCUUUGAAAGGGUCAACUCAGCAGGGGACCCUUAUGGCAACUGUGGCAAGGAUUCAAAAGGCGCCUUUGCAAAAUGCGAAGCACGAGAUGCUAAAUGUGGAAAAAUCCAGUGUCAAGGAGGGGCUAACCGCCCAGUUAUCGGCACAAAUGCUGUUUCCAUCGAAACAAAUAUACCCCUGCAGGAAGGAGGAAGGAUACUGUGCCGAGGCACACACGUCUACUUGGGUGAUGACAUGCCUGAUCCGGGCCUGGUCCUGACGGGGACAAAGUGCGGAGACGGAAUGAUGUGUUUGAAUCGACGGUGCCAGAACGUCAGCGUUUUUAGUGUGCAUGAGUGUGCAGCCAAGUGCAGCGGUCGUGGGGUGUGCAACAGCAACAAAAAUUGUCAUUGUGAGGCUCACUGGGCGCCUCCCUUCUGUGACAAGGCAGGUUUUGGAGGAAGUAUGGACAGCGGCCCCAUCAGACUUGCAGACAGCAGGAAUCUGACUAUGGGUAUCCUGGUGGCUCUUCUCAUGGUGAUGGUAGCUGCUCUCGUCAUCUGCAUCAAGAGGAAAACCCUGAUUGGCCUUUUGUUCACAAGCAAAAAGAACCCAAUGGAAAAGCUUAGAUCAGACAGUGCUGCAAUCAGCGGAACGUCAGCUUCUAAGCAGCACCCUUCUUCUCCAACCCGACCGGCCCCACCUCUGCCCCACAGUGCCACUAUCUUCAAGUCUCCUCAAAGGGGUUCAGAUGCAGGGCCCCCAUCGGCUCCUUACCCAUCCCACAGACUGCACAGACUCCCCCAGUGCCCUCCGGUUCACCUCAGCCACCCGGUCCCUCUGGCUCUCACGCUGUCCCUCACACCUGGGCCCCGGAAGCCAAGACCCCCAGUGCCUCCGCCCCACCAGGCCCCUUUGCCUCACACCCAAGUGGCACCCAGGGCGGCAUCAUUUCGCAACGCGCCACACCAUAACUCCUGCAGGAUGGUCAUGGAACUCGAGAAGCCUAGUCCUCCACAGAAACCUCUGCCUGCUGAUCCAAGGACCUCCCGACUGGUUCGAAGUCCAUCUGGUGUUCAGAGCAGCACUUUAGUCCGAGGCUCCUCUGCUGUGUGUGGCCCCGCAGCUGCACCUGUUCCCCCCAGACAUGCACGCCCUGUUCCACAGCCCAACAAGCCGAGUCCCAAGAAUCCUCCAACGCUACCAAAGCCUUGCAUCAUCGCCAACGUCAGAUAUAGCAGCUGAGACUUUGACCAGAAGGGACAGUUUUUUGUAACAGAAACAAAAUUUUUAAUAAUUGCACUAUAAAAACUCUGAGAAGCUCACUUUAAAAAAUGGCGGAGGCACCCUGGAGUUGUGAACCAUGAGUUUUGCCGUUUGGUGCUUUGCCUCAGAAUGGUGCUAUGAGUCUGCGCUCAGGUAGAUGUAAAGUAUUUAUAACUGUGUAUUUAUUGCCACCCAGUGCACUGUGCCAGACACUUUUACUACAUGGUAACCACUUUGGCUCUUUUUUAUUCCACUAUUUUAUAUUUACGCUGAUGUUUUUUGAAGUAGUAAAAAAUAAAACAUGUUUGUGAACCAUUUA
Molecule: messenger RNA, 3589 nt
Organism: Girardinichthys multiradiatus
Lineage: Eukaryota; Metazoa; Chordata; Actinopteri; Cyprinodontiformes; Goodeidae
Product: disintegrin and metalloproteinase domain-containing protein 12-like
Exons: 23
Coding region: 358-3249 (963 amino acids)
Biological process (GO): proteolysis
Molecular function (GO): metalloendopeptidase activity
Source: RefSeq, a predicted model, not a curated record